Messenger RNA from Enhydra lutris kenyoni (northern sea otter), 3694 nucleotides. Its product is annotated as phosphoribosylglycinamide formyltransferase, phosphoribosylglycinamide synthetase, phosphoribosylaminoimidazole synthetase. Gene Ontology annotation, molecular function: phosphoribosylformylglycinamidine cyclo-ligase activity; phosphoribosylamine-glycine ligase activity; phosphoribosylglycinamide formyltransferase activity. Lineage: Eukaryota; Metazoa; Chordata; Mammalia; Carnivora; Mustelidae. The transcript has 22 exons. Gene Ontology annotation, cellular component: cytosol. Gene Ontology annotation, biological process: 'de novo' IMP biosynthetic process; adenine biosynthetic process. Bases 115 to 3144 code for a protein of 1009 amino acids. The record is from RefSeq and is a predicted model, not a curated record.
CCGACAAGCGUGCGAGCGCGAGCGGUCGGACCGCCCUGUGGAGGUGCAGAAGCCCUCUCCGAUUUUAAGUAAACUUUUAUUUCCCUUUUGGAUUUCUGCUUUGCAGAGAGAGCAAUGGCAGCCCGAGUACUUGUAAUUGGCAGCGGUGGAAGGGAACACGCACUGGCCUGGAAACUUGCACAGUCUAAUCAUGUCAAACAUGUGUUGGUUGCCCCAGGAAAUGCAGGCACUUCCUCCUUGGAAAAGAUUUCAAAUACUGCCAUCUCGAUCAAUGACCACACAGCCCUUGCUCAGUUCUGCAAAGAUGAGAAAAUUGAAUUCGUAGUUGUUGGACCAGAGGCACCUCUGGCUGCUGGAAUUGUUGGGAACCUGACAUCUGCAGGAGUCCAAUGCUUUGGUCCCACUGCAGAAGCAGCUCAGUUAGAGUCCAGCAAGAGAUUCGCCAAAGAGUUUAUGGACCGACAUGGAAUCCCAACUGCACGGUGGAGAGCUUUCACCAAACCUGAAGAAGCCUGCAGCUUUAUAAUGAGUGCAGACUUCCCUGCUUUGGUUGUGAAGGCCAGUGGUCUUGCGGCUGGAAAAGGAGUGAUUGUUGCCAAGAGCAAAGAAGAGGCCUGCAGGGCUGUACAGGAGAUCAUGCAGGAUAAAGCUUAUGGAGCAGCUGGAGAAACAAUUGUCAUUGAAGAACUUCUGGAAGGAGAAGAGGUGUCUUGUCUGUGCUUCACUGAUGGAAGGACUGUGGCUCCCAUGCCCCCAGCACAAGACCAUAAGCGAUUGCUGGAGGGAGAUCACGGCCCCAACACAGGGGGGAUGGGAGCCUAUUGUCCAGCACCUCAGGUUUCUAAGGAUUUGUUCCUGAAAAUAAAAAAUACCAUUCUUCAGAGGACAGUGGAUGGCAUGCAGCAAGAGGGUAUGCCAUACACAGGUGUUCUCUAUGCUGGUAUAAUGCUGACCAAGGAUGGCCCAAAAGUUCUGGAGUUCAAUUGCCGUUUCGGUGAUCCAGAGUGCCAAGUGAUCCUCCCGCUUCUUAAAAGUGAUCUUUAUGAAGUGAUUCAGUCUAUCUUGGAUGGCCUGCUCUGUACAUAUCUGCCUGUUUGGUUUGAAAACUGCACUGCAGUAACUGUCGUGAUGGCAAGUAAAGGCUAUCCGGGAGAUUACACCAAGGGUGUGGAGAUAACAGGGUUUCCUGCGGCUCAAGCUUUAGGACUGGAGGUGUUCCACGCAGGCACUGCCCUGAAAGAUGGCAGAGUGGUGACUAACGGGGGUAGAGUCCUUACGGUCACAGCGAUCCGGGAAAAUCUCAUCUUGGCCCUUGAAGAAGCCAAAAAAGGACUAGCUACUAUAAAGUUUGAGGGAGCCAUUUACAGGAAGGACAUAGGCUAUCGCGCCAUAGCUUUUCUCCAGCAGCCCAGGGGCCUGACUUACAAGGAAUCUGGGGUAGACAUUGCAGCUGGAAAUAUGCUGGUCAAGAAAAUUAAACCUUUAGCAAAAGCUACCUCCAGACCAGGCUGUGAUGUUGAUCUUGGAGGUUUUGCUGGUCUUUUUGAUUUGAAAGCAGCUGGUUUCAAAGAUCCUCUUCUGGCAAGUGGAACAGAUGGUGUUGGAACUAAACUGAAGAUUGCCCAGCAGUGUAACAAACAUGAUACAAUUGGUCAAGAUCUGGUUGCAAUGUGUGUCAAUGACAUUCUGGCCCAAGGGGCAGAGCCCCUUUUCUUCCUCGAUUACUUUUCCUGUGGAAAACUUGACCUUAAUACAACUGAAGCUGUUGUCGCUGGAAUCGCCAGAGCCUGUGGAAAAGCUGGAUGUGCUCUCCUUGGAGGUGAAACUGCAGAAAUGCCUGACAUGUAUCCUCCGGGAGAAUAUGACGUAGCUGGUUUUGCUGUUGGUGCCAUGGAGCGGGAUCAGAAACUCCCUCACCUGGAAAGAAUCACUGAAGGGGAUGUUGUUGUUGGAGUAGCUUCAUCUGGUCUUCACAGCAAUGGAUUUAGCCUUGUAAGGAAAAUUGUAGCAAAAUCUUCCCUCCAGUACUCAUCUCCAGCACCUGAAGGCUGUGGUGAUCAGACCUUAGGGGACUUACUUCUUACUCCAACCAGAAUCUACAGCCAUUCACUGCUACCUGUCCUACGUUCAGGACACGUCAAGGCCUUUGCCCAUAUUACCGGUGGAGGAUUGCUAGAAAACAUCCCCAGAGUCCUUCCUCAGAAGUUUGGGGUGGAUUUAGAUGCCCAGACCUGGAGGGUCCCCAGGAUCUUCUCAUGGUUACAGCAGGAAGGACACCUCUCUGAGGAAGAAAUGGCCAGAACAUUUAACUGUGGGAUUGGGGCUGCCCUCGUGGUGUCAAAGGAUCUGGCAGAGCAGAUUCUGAGAGAUAUUAAGCAGCACAAGGAAGAAGCCUGGGUGAUUGGCAAGGUGGUGGCAUGUCCUGAAGGUUCUCCUCGUGUGAAAGUCAAGAAUUUGAUAGAAACCAUGCAAAUAAAUGGAUCAGUAUUAGAAAAUGGCACCGUGAAAAAUAAUUUCUCUGUCCAAUCAAAAAAGGCAAGAGUGGCUGUCUUAAUAUCUGGAACAGGAUCAAACCUGCAAGCUCUCAUAGACAGUACUAGGGAGCCAAGUAGCUGUGCGCACAUUGUUGUCGUUAUCUCCAACAAAGCCGCAGUGGCUGGCUUAGAUAAAGCGGAGACAGCUGGAAUUCCCACCAGAGUAAUUAAUCAUAAAUUAUAUAAAAGUCGGGUAGAAUUUGACACUGCAAUUGACCAAGUCCUUGAAGAGUACUCCACAGACAUAGUCUGUCUUGCAGGAUUCAUGAGAAUUUUAUCUGGCCCCUUUGUCAGGAAAUGGGAUGGGAAGAUGCUCAACAUCCACCCAUCCUUGCUCCCGUCUUUUAAGGGUUCAAAUGCCCACGAGCAAGCCCUAGAAGCCGGCGUCACAGUCACCGGGUGUACUGUGCACUUUGUAGCUGAAGAUGUAGAUGCUGGACAGAUUAUUUUACAAGAACCUGUGCCAGUGAAGAGAGGUGACACUGUUGCAACUCUGUCUGAAAGAGUGAAAUUAGCAGAGCACAAAAUAUUCCCCGCAGCCCUCCAGCUGGUAGCCAGUGGAGCUGUACGGCUUGGAGAAAAUGGCAAGAUUUGUUGGGUCACAGAGUGAAGCCUCCCAACCUGGGAAUAGAGCCACUUCUGAAAGAAGUCUGGCUGUGUGCAUGGUGUCUUUUAUCACGGGCUCCGUGGAGAAGAACAAAUACUAAAAAAGAGGUCUUCAUUCUCACCCCUGGCCAUUUUUUUAAGGAAUAGAGAUUCAUUAAAAACAAGACUGGUACAGCAUAGCUAAGAGCUAUGUGUCACCACCAGUCGUCUUUCAGGGUUUACCUGUUCUGGACCUUCUUGUUCACAACCAAGUUGCUCAUUCAGAAUUCUUUCGCUUUCAGCCAGACAAGAUACCAAAACUCUUGGUCUUCUUCUUCUGAAUGAUACCACCUCCCUUUUUUGUAGUUAAAUGUGCUCUGGUAUUUGAAGAGUUAACCCACAAAACUCCCAAGUUACUGUCUCUCCCCUAUAUUUUGAAAUCUGUACUGGUUUGAAUUGAAACUUCUCUAAUUAUCCUGAUCAUGAUUUAGUGUCACAGAAUUUGUGUGUAGCUCCCAUUUCUGAGGGAUAACAUACUUUGUGCUUUGAAAUAUCAUUAAACAUCCCUCUAAUUA